Molecule: messenger RNA, 3208 nt
Organism: Rosa chinensis
Lineage: Eukaryota; Viridiplantae; Streptophyta; Magnoliopsida; Rosales; Rosaceae
Product: protein MULTIPOLAR SPINDLE 1
Exons: 11
Coding region: 104-1228 (374 amino acids)
Biological process (GO): meiotic spindle organization; meiotic DNA double-strand break formation
Source: RefSeq, a predicted model, not a curated record
UAGCGGGCACCUAAACUUUUUUACUUUUGCGAUUUGAUUCCAUUUUUCAAAAAUAAAAAAACGCAGAAAACUUCUCCCGCGAGAUUUCCCGGAGAAACCGAGAAUGUCAAGCAGCGAACAAGAGCGAUCGGCAACAAACUCAGCGCCGCCGGACGAGUCGCUGCGAAUGGCGGUGGCCAUCUCUCUUCUCCGAUCAAAGCUUCUCCAAAAGCAAAGCCACUCUUCUCCUUCUCAAAACUCCGACGCUCUCCGAUGGAAGCGGAAGGCCAAGGAGCGGAAGCAAGAGCUUCUGAGACUCCGGCGAGAUCUGAAAGAAGCCGAAGAUGCUUCGCAUUGCGACCUGUUUCCGCAAAGCGCUUCCUGCAAGUGCUAUUUCUUCGACAAUUUGGGGAAGCUGAGCCCAAAUCGGCUGCCGGAAGCUUCUCAGUGCAGAUUCAAUGACGUCUUGCGACGCCGAUUUCUCAGACACGUGCGUUUCAAGGAAAGGAGAAGAAGAACCGGCGGUUCUUGCCAGCGUUACCACUUUUCAGACAUGAACAGUGAAGAUGAAAUGGAGCUGCUUAGGGCCUCAGUUGACUUUCUUGUGGAGCUUUGUGAAACCAGUUCUCCGGUGGAGGAGGCUAGUUUUUUGAAUUGGUCACACCAAGCGGUAGAUUUUAUUUUAGCUUCAUUGAAGAAUCUGUUAUCAACUGCAAAGAACGUAGACCUCAUAGAAGGAAUUGUCAGCAGCUUAAUCACACGUAUGAUUACAAGGAUGUGUUGCCCCUUGCAAGGAAAUGCAUCAAAACAAUCAGACUCUGAUGUGCAGUUCUUCGUCCAGCACUUGAUACGAAAACUUGGUACCGAUCCCUACAUUGGACAACGUGCACUUUUUGCAGUUUCUCAGAGAGUCUCCAUUCUGGCAGAGAGUUUCCUUUUCUCAGAUCCAUUUGAUGAUGCUUUUACAAACAUGCAUCAAUGCAUGUUCAUACUGAUCCAGCUUAUUGAGUUUUUGGUGUCUGAUUACUUAUCAGUAUGGUCAAAGGAUGAAGGUUUCGACACUGUGCUUUUCGAAGAGUGGGUGGCAUCAGUUCUUCACGCUCGUAAAGCAUUGGAAGUUUUGGAAAGCAGAAAUGGGCUAUAUGCAUUAUACAUGGAUCGAGUCAUAGGUGAAUUGGCCAAGCAUGUGAGCCUUACUAUGUCACUGCAGAAGAUCAAACGUGAAAUUUUAGAUAAGCUAUUCCACUGACCAAAUCAUCACAUUGUAUAUUAAACACCUGGGAAUGUCACCCAAUUUUUUUUAUUUAGCUUACUUGUACAUCUUGGAUUUAUCUACCCAGUUGAAAGAGUAUGUGUAAAGGUUUAGAAACAAUGGAGUCUAUCACAAAAACACUGAUUGUGCUUUGGAUCUCAGCCAUUCAAGGAAGAUAAGAGCUAUGUGCUGGUGUCCCCGAUACUUUAAACUCUUCCUUUCUUGUGCCGGCUAGCUAUAUUUACAUUUCUUUAGGUAUAGACUAAUUGAGACAUGAGGAUAUCUUCUUACUUGGUGGCUUGACCUUCUCAACCUGUCACUUUCACGUAAUGAGCCAUUUUGAUAUAGCGGUCAAUGUAUUCAACCGUGUCGAAACACUGGUCACAAUGGAGCUACUACCUUGUAUAAGUAAUCGAUCCUCUCUAUUAAUGAAAGAAUCCACUCAGCCAGUUGGUCCUCCAUAUUCAUUUAGCAAGCAACUUUUUGCUUAAAGCAGACAUGACUCCGAUGAAAUAUGCGCUCUCUCUCUUACUCGUUGUUCUUCUUUUAUUCUCUGAAUCUCUUCCAAGUUCAGCUCAUCAAAGUUCUUUGAAUCCAGAUAGUGCGGUUCUUGGUCAGAAAAUGCAACACCCUGCAAAGAAUGAUCCUGGUGUGUUUCACUUGAAUAGGAAGCUUGGGAUUCACAUGAACUUAAUCCGUAAAGUUCCUAAAGUACCUCGGCCCAAAGUAUCAGCAGCCGUUCCUAGUCAGAUACCUUCUCUUCGUCUCGGUUACUUUUUGUGUUUAUCCCUCUGCCUCUUUCUGUUCUAGGUCAGGAUUAGUUUUUUACUUGUGUUAGGUCUGUUGAAACUGCUAUCAGCUGUACCUUAUUCAUUCAUCUUCUGAGAAUGAGAAACCCUUUGUCAUCAGAUUAAUUCGUCACAAUUGUAUUCUAUUGCACCGGAAAGAUUCAAGUAAUUCCAGUAAAUUGGUAUAGUUGUAAACCGGACAGAUUCAAAGUAUUGUGUUCUUCUUUGUUGCUACUGUAGAAGUAGUCUAUCCAAAUAUUCUCCAAGUAGGCAAUAUUGUCACUAGCCAAUUCUUAAUUUCAGUUCCCUAAUGAUGUGUGCGAGACUAGUUUGGACGUGGCACUAAAGCCUAUCUUAUCCGAAUAUUAAUGGUGGUGUCUCAUUAGGGUUGGAGUCUUCAAGUUAUUUUUUCCAUCUCGUUAUAUGAGGACUGAAGUUCGAAUUAGGCUUUCGAAACCAAAAAAUACCGUCCUUGUCUUCUAUAUCUUUCAAGCAAUUAACUCUUUGUCGUGUUUAGGAGGGCUCCUACACUUGGGUACGAUUAAAAAUUUUCAAGCGUGUCGACCGGAACACUACUGGUCCAUAAUGGAGCUACUACCUUAAAUAGGUAAUCCUCUCAUCCAUAAAAGAAUCCAUCCACCCAGUUGGCCGGUGUUCCAUAUUCAUUUAGCAAACUACGUUUUGCUUAGAGCAGACAUGACUCGGAUGAAAUAUGCGCUUUCUCUCACACUCGUUCUUCUUUUUUUCUCUGAAUCUCUUCCAAGUUCAGCUCAUGAAAGUUCUUUGGAUCCACGUAGUGCAGUUCUUGGUCAGAAAAUGCAACAACCUGCAAAUAACGAUCUUAGUGUGUUUCACUUGAAUAGGAAGAUUGGUAAAAUUCCUUACGUCCUUCCUAAACAACCUCGUCCUAAAGCACCUCGUCACGCAUCAGCAGCCAUUCCUAGUCAGACACCUUCUCUUCGUCUCGGUUAUUUUCUGUGUUUAUCCCUCUGCCUCUUUCUGUUGUAGGUCAGGAUUUGUUUACUACUAGUGUUAGCUCUGUUGAACGUACUGCAAACUACUGCUAUCAGCUGUACCUUCAUUCGUCUUCUGAUCGAGAACGAGUCAUCAAAUUAACAUGUUAGAAUUGUACUAUAUAUAUUGCAUCUGUAUUGUAACACUUGAAAGAUCAUUGCUCUACUUUUACAAA